This is a messenger RNA of Quercus lobata, 438 nucleotides long. RefSeq names its product VQ motif-containing protein 17-like. The coding region runs from base 1 to 438 and encodes 145 amino acids. Gene Ontology annotation, cellular component: nucleus. The transcript has a single exon. NCBI's taxonomy places the organism in Eukaryota, Viridiplantae, Streptophyta, Magnoliopsida, Fagales, Fagaceae. The record is from RefSeq and is a predicted model, not a curated record.
AUGAUGAAGCCACAUUCAUGUAAACCAAGUUCAGCUACUUCUACUCAACUUUCCAUGCACAAACACUCACGGGAGAUAUCAAAGCUCCAGCCAAAGAUUCGUAUAAUUCACAUAUAUGCACCAGAAGUCAUAAAGACAGAACCUGCAAAUUUUCGAGAGCUUGUUCAGAGACUCACGGGAAAACCUGCAGAGAUGAUGAAGAGUAAUAGGAACAGUACUACAUGUUCAACAACAAGAAGCCCACCAACCAAAAAUAUAAUGAGUUUCUACAGGGAGCCAAGCUGCAGCACCAUAGAAAUGCAUGAUGCUUUUGCCAAUUUGCAAAAUGGGGUGAGAAUAAAGGAGGAAGAUGAAGAAGAAUUUUGGAGAAAUGAAAACUUAAAUGGCUUCUUUGAUGGUUUCUCUGACUUGGAUGGUUUCAUUGAAGAGUUAAUUUAA